Messenger RNA from Culex pipiens pallens (northern house mosquito), 1913 nucleotides. RefSeq lists its product as uncharacterized. Bases 70 to 1770 code for a protein of 566 amino acids. The record is from RefSeq and is a predicted model, not a curated record. The transcript is spliced from 5 exons. Lineage: Eukaryota; Metazoa; Arthropoda; Insecta; Diptera; Culicidae.
UUCUCCGUUCAUAGUUUUUCAUUCUUGCGCUCAACUUGAUUUUUGCGAUUUUCUCACACAAAAACAAGCAUGAAUCCGGCCGAUUAUCACGAUCAGAUCCCGCGUCGCCUACUGGACCAAAUUCUAUACGCGGAAAAGAUCACAAUCCGUCGUGGUGUCGCGCCAGUGUUUGCUUUGAUCACCCAGGACCAUCAGCUGAUCGAGGUGCGCCAGCGGUCUAUCCAAGCAACGAUUGAUUUGGCGGAAUUGCUGACCUCAGCCGGAACGACGACGCUGCCCAGUAUUUUCGGAAGCUACUCACCGGAACCGGACGACGACGGACGGAAGGGUAAAGUGUCACUCACAGUGUUCCGAUCGAACGAUGGCGUUGGGAGGCGGUUGUUUUACCUUGUGGAGAUUGAGCGACACUUGGUGGUUGUGGAGAGGCAAGGUGAACCUUCGGUGAAGUUUGUUCACAAUCAGACGUUCGAGGGAUUCAUUCAGCUAUCGAUUACUGAAAACGAAGAGCGGCCGGGCCACGAGGUGGUCAAGAUAUACCAGGAGCAAUCGGUGGAACCGACGGUAAUGGACUUUCAGUCCUUUCGCGUUGUUCCGAGCGAUUUGAGUGUGAACAAUUUCACAUGCUUUCACGAAAUUUUGAAAAGUCUCAGAGAUCGUUCCGCCGAAAAGUGCGCCGAGUUGGCCAUGAUUCGUGAAACCACGGCGAAACUGUACGCUCGACUUAACCAGCAGCUGAAGCAGGUUCCAGGCCUACUGCGCACGGAAAACCCCGACGAGAAACGACCCCUGGUGAAGUACGGCGAUAUCUGGACCAAAGUUCACAACGAGCGGCUUGUGGUGGGAAUUCCCGUCUUCAAUUGCACCUACAAACGUCGUCUGACAUUGACAAACCUUCAACUAUUACUAGUCAAUGGAUCAAAUCAACGAUUUGAAUACUCGUAUCGAGUGUACCAGCUAAGUGAUGAUGAUUUCAACUUCAAAAACUACGAACAAAUUUUGGAAAUUGAUGAUGAGGUUCCCGAAGUGCCGCAAUUUAACCAGGAAUGGAAGCCAUUAGAGACGAACGCCCUUCACUCCGAACAAACUGCUGUCUUGGUGGCCACAAUCAAAUUAUCCACCCUCAGCGAGCUAAGUCUGACCACGAACCUGGAAUGUUUCGUGACAUACGACGUGGCAACGGUAGAAUCCGAUUUUUGUAACCCUCUUCAGCUCUACCCCGGCGCAGUGGAUGUCAAACGGACCGACCUGUUCCGCACCAACUCCGGCGUAACGUUCCACGAUCGGCACAUCUUCAAAGAUCUGCUGGUUGUGACGGCCACCUCCGAGUUCAUUCCGUUGGUUGUGUCGUUCGAGCAGAGUCCAAAUCGCGGUUUGGAUCGAUUCUGCAUGGAGGCUCUCAACUUUAAAGUGCUGAAUUUGAGCAACAGCAUCGAAGAGCGGGAACUGCCCACCAUACUGUAUUUCGCCGAUAACGGUUACUGGCAGUCAACGAUGAUAAGAUUAGACCAGCCGACCGAAUUGAAGCAGAAACUGAAGAUCUACUGCCGGUACAGCCAUCAGAUUGUGACACUACUGCAGACUAUUUAUUCCGAUUACGAGGAAAAGUGCCGAAUCAGUUUGAUGGAUGAGCACAACUCAACGGCGAUGGAGUUCAAAGACAGCUUGUUGAAAGAAAUAGAUACCAAAAUCGAGCGACCAACCAACGAACAAGACGUUUUCCAACGAGAAUUUGUAACCGAUUGUGCAUUUGCCAGCUUGAAUGAAAGAUAAAGUUUAAAAUAACCUUUUUAUAUUUUAAUUUCCACGGUUGUCAAAGUUAACGUUGAUGUUGAUCAAGCCUUUCAAACAUUCCUCAUCACAAUCGCAUUCCUCUGAUGUUUCUGGAAGAGUAGAAUAAAUUUUUGAAAAUGCUA